AUGGUGUCUAUUAUAAAGAACCAACUGCUCAAGCAUCUCUCCCGCUACACGAAGAAUUUAUCACCGGACAAGGUGAACCUGAGCGCAUUCCGUGGCGAAGGUGAACUCUCCAACCUGCAGCUAGAUGAGAACGUGCUGACGGAGUUGCUGGAACUGCCGGCCUGGUUGAGGCUGACAUCUGCCUGGUGUAAUCAUGUCUCGUUUCGAAUAUCCUGGACCAAGCUGAAAAGCACUCCGAUUAUGCUGACGCUGGACGAAGUGAACAUAACAGUAGAGACAUGCGAGAUCGCACGCAGUGGAACACCGACGGCCGGGCUAUCGAGUCUGGCAGUACCUCAAGGGAAAUACAGCUUUAUACACAAAGUCAUCGAUGGCAUCACGAUCGUGGUGAACACGGUGAAUGUGAACCUCAAGAGUCCGGCUUUCACCGCCUCGGUGCAAAUGUCCCGGAUACGGGUCGAGUCCCGAACGCCCAAAUGGUUGCUCGGUGAUCUGCGCGUCACAAGACUGAAGGAUCCGACCCGCGGCAUGAUACUGAUCUUCAAGGAACUAACCUGGCAGACGGUGCGCAUCGAAGCAAGCAGCACACAGGACCUCAAUCUUACGCCCUUGCGCCUGUUAACGAAUCAGGCUCGGUGCAGGAUCACGAUUAAAAAGCGACUCGCCGACUGCAGCAUCGUCGCAAGCCGGCUGGUGCUAAUUCUGGACGAUCUGCUGUGGGUGUUGACGGAUUCGCAGCUAAAGGCGGCCCUCCAUUUCGUGGACUCACUUACCGGGCUCAUCCGGGCGUCGACGAACGUGGUGCAGCGCGUGAAGGCCCAGAAAAAGCUGGAAACCUUGCCCGAAUACCAGGCGCAGCUGGACCAGUCGAAGAAAGCGCCAGACACGCAACAACUCUCGGCUGCCCAGCGUUACUUCAACGCGUACGACAUGCGGGAAACGUCGUAUCACUUCUUCAGCCAACACAUCGAUCUGCACCUGUGCGACGAUGCCGGCGUUGGACGGUCUAGCCAUCCGAGCCUGGCCGAUGGUGGUGCGCUGCAGAUAUCGGUGAAGGGCUUCCAGAUCGAUUACUACCCGUACCACCUAGCAAAGGCCGAUCGAUCCCACUGGCCAAAAUACCGUGAGGCUAGCAUUCCACCGGCUCUGUGGCUCGAACAAUCACUAAACACCUUCAGGGAAGCCAUUCUAAACCUAAGUCAACCAAACCGACCACCGCAACAUGCAUCUCUGGAAAGAACAACCAACUUCAAUCAACAGCAGUCGCAAACCACGCAACCGACGUCUCCUGCGGUGGGACAGCGGACUGGAUCUGUGGGAGGCAGCGGUGGUAAUGGUAGCAAUCAACCGGUGACCCAAUCGGUUCCCGGCACGCCCAAUAGUGUCAGUGGUGCUGCCACAAAACACGUGCUGGACAAUCUGGCGAAGCUAAUGUGUGCCUGCGUAGUGAUGAAAAUCGAUGAGUUUACGCUGUAUCGCGUGACGACGUCUGGAAGCAAGCAGAUGCCAAAGGAGUUUGUUUCCGGUGGACGUUUCAGCAUCAAGGAUGCCUACCGUACUGCGUACAUCAUCCGCCAUGUAGAGGGCGAAUCGCGCUGUGAAGAAAUAGAAAAACUCCGCUAUGCUCAGUAUGCUUGCCCCGGUAAACAACCCCAGAAUUCCUCCGAUCGAUACGACGACGUCGAUGCCUUCUCGUACGAUCUGCCUUCGGUAGCGCUGGGACGGAAGGAUCAUCAGCUUUAUCGAUACCUGCCGCUGGGAACGAUCGUGCAGGAACGAGUGACGACCGAUGACACGGAUUUCGUUCUCGCUGAUCGAGACAGAGUGCCACCGGAUAUGGCUACACUUCACGCGGAAUUCACUUACUUCUACUACCCUGGAGAUUUCAUUUUUCCAUUGCCGCCCUCAAAGGCGUUCGUUCACAUCAACCCCGUUCAAGUGCACUUUCAUCUGGACAGCGUGUUGUGGUUCAGCUCGUUUGUGCUGAAUCUGCACGAAAGUCUGCUACGCACGAACAAUGUCACCAGCGGCCUGAAUUCCCCGUCCACUCCGUCGUGCUCGUCCGGCGCGGAACAUCAGCCGAACAUAAUGUACAUGGACGUGAAAGUGGAAUGCAUUAUGCCGCGGUUGAUCUUUGAAGCGUCACCGGGAGCACCACAACAGCGCGAUAGGCCAAAAGCAAUGCACGUGGAGGUAUCGCGAUUCGCACUUACUAACAUCCGCGAAACCGGUGCUUCCCGGGCCGACCUAGCCCAGGCAAUAUCGUCCCUGCAAGAAGGCAGCCUUGUGUUCGGUUCCGGGUUCCCUUCGAAGCCGGGCGAUUUGUGCAUCGUCACAGAUCGGAUACUGUCACACAUCGCGGCCACGGACGUAGCUGGUGCGAUGAAUGCAUCUGUGCUUAACGGAGGUGGCGGUCGCGAAGGAUUCGCGUCGGAUUUCAGCAAUCUUACCAGGUACGCCACGUGGCGGGAACCGCGCGACGUGUGGUGCUUGAAACUCGAUCCCGUGUGGGUCGAGUUUUACGGUGCCCGUUCAAUCGGUCCGAGCCGCGCUAUUCCGUUCGUCGAUGCGGUGCCAGUAACGAUCUGGAUGCACGGACGCUCGGAUGAACUAUCCAGUGAAAGCAGUCUUAUCUUGUCUGUCGGAAGCCUAAAGCAGUCAAUGGAUUUGGAAUCCACGCCACUGGGAAGCGGCCAUUGGAGUGGUGGUGUCUCGAUAGUAGACGACGAGAAGCGUAAACGCUUCUCAACUGUGUCCGGUCAAGGUUCUGAUGCUAGGAUACGGCCUCAACUGCCUCCAGCAUUUUCGUCGGUUGAAGCAGACACCGAAACGGACAACCGAACGGCUGAUUUGCAUGUCAUCGCGCAUGUUUCCAAUUUGGUUAGCGUUCAAAUCGAUCAUUAUCAGUAUCUGUUUUUGCUGCGAUUGGCCGAGGAAUUGACGGAGCUGGCCACAUUUCUGUCACUCGAUUCAAAGCGAAUUUUACAAGCGGCUAAUACGGAAAAAUCCAUCAUCGUUGGCUGUGUGAUACCGCAAGUGGAAGUUUCGCUUGUGAUGCCCUCGCAGACCCCCGGUAAGGAAUCCAGCGGAGGCGAUGGUGAAAGUGUGUUGCCGGAUUCGGCAAGUUUGGGUAACUAUGCAUCAUUAAGUUCCGGGUGGCCAAAUUCGAUGGACCAAACAAGAAAUUCCAACAUUUUUAGCAGUACCGAAUGUCCCUCCCCAAUUGCAACCGAACCACCGGUGGAAGUACAUCACAUUUCCAAUCCCAAUACCCACGGGCACAAUGUGCAGAUACAAAGCAUUCCGACUACCUCCUCCACGUCAGGUGUUGUUUCGGUCGAGACACCGUCCUCCUCGUCGGUUGUGGUGGUAACGGCUCGAACAGUUGGUUCAACGAGUGCCACGACACCGGUCCAGGUGCAGCAUGGUACAUUACAGAACGCCCCGAAACCACGAAAUUCAACCACCGACUCGACGUCGUUCUCGAAGGAGAUCAACUCUGGGCUAAGCUCUAUGAAGAAGGGCUUUACAAGUCUAAUGACUUCGAUUGAUACCGCGCUCAAAACGAACACAUCCGACGAUAUCAGCGAUACGCUGUCGGUGCAAUCGGAUUUAAGCUCGGAUUCAGAGCUGCAGCGCGUGCUGGAGGAUACAGAAAAGACGACCGAUUGUAUGGAUGCAAUGUUCAAGUUGUAUUCUUUCGGACAAGAAAACACUAUCAAAAUGGCACCAAUCGAAGUAGCGAGUGAGGUGUGCGAGGAUCCGUUCCUGACUAACAUGUCGUCUCCGUCCGAUCCUUCCGAGAGCAUUAGUCUGAAGCGACGGGAUAUAGUGUCGAUGGUGACGUUCAGGUUAACCACGGUGGAAGUGAUCCGUCAGAAUGUCGGAAGCGGUUCCUCGCUUCGGCUGCAAAUAUCCGCUAUAAGCUGUGACGAGUGUGGUGCCAUACCGUGGGACGAAUUUCAGACCAAGUUCGGAACUAGAUGUAGAGCAUGGAACAUUGCACCGCAUAAUCCGGAAGCACCGCCUUGUGUUGCGAUUAGAUUAGAGGAAGAACUCACUCUGCCGGCCGACUCCUGUAAGAUUACUGACAAAAAGACAAUCCUCAGUUGGUUCCAGCGAAAGCUCAACGUUGAGGUAAAAGAUAUUGAUUUACAGUUGUCAAUGAGUACCGUGGUGGGUUUAGCAGACCUUGCCGAGGACGAAAUGAUUCCCACGCCGAUUCCAAUGGAGGUGACAGUGGAGAAUGUGAAGAUCAACCUGAUCGAGGAUCGGCCACCGGUGAACAUCACGUCACCGGGAUCGCUGCCUGUGAAUCUGGCCAUCGGGCGGGUACUGCUGACGCGUGAUGAAGCCGGUGUCUUUUAUGUACAGCCAACAUUCGGGAGCAAGAUGGACGACGUCGCAGAUGGCGGCAAACGCAAGCUGAUCCGAUCAGAUACCGAGGUCCGGCGGGAGCGCGAUCGUGAAGUUAAAUCCUUGCAUUUAGUGUUGCAGCAGCUCAAGCAAGACAACGACAGCUUGAAGAAGCAACUGACGGACAACGAGAAAACAUCGGAAAACAAUAGGAUGAAGGUAAGGCAAGAAAACGAGGUACUGCGCACGUACUUGAAGGCUGCCCAAGAAGACAUAACCACACUCCUCGACGAGAAGCGCACCCUGAUGGCGACGAUCAAAUCACUCCAGGAUCAGCUGACGUCGAUGAGUGACGUACAGUUGGGCCACCAGGAUGGCAAGAGAUAG
Molecule: messenger RNA, 4743 nt
Organism: Anopheles nili
Lineage: Eukaryota; Metazoa; Arthropoda; Insecta; Diptera; Culicidae
Product: bridge-like lipid transfer protein family member 3A
Exons: 16
Coding region: 1-4743 (1580 amino acids)
Source: RefSeq, a predicted model, not a curated record